ACCCAUGAGGUGGGGGAUCCAAACCUGUUCUGGGACACUGGAACACAGGACUAGAGAGGACGUGAGUGGGGACAGGCUCACAGACACGGAAGCAUAAGGGGAUGGGGACCCAGUGCACCGAGGACCGGACAGGCCGAGAUCUCCUGGGAGCGCCCCCUUCAACACCUCCCAUGCCUCUGGGACUUGGCCGGCGAAAGAAGGCACCACCCCUGGUGGAAAAUGAGGAGGCAGAGCCUGGACGGGGUGGGUUGGGUGUAGGGGAGUCAGGUCCCCUGGGUGGGGGUGGGGGAGGGGGGCCCCAUGUGGGCCUACCUCCCCCACCCCCAUCUCUUCGGCCCCGACUGGUGUUCCACACCCAGCUGGCCCAUGGAAGCCCUACUGGUCGAAUCGAAGGAUUCACAAAUGUGAAGGAAUUGUAUGGCAAGAUUGCUGAGGCCUUCCGCUUGCCCCCUGCUGAGGUAAUGUUCUGCACUCUCAACACACACAAAGUGGACAUGGAGAAACUGCUUGGAGGCCAGAUAGGGCUGGAGGAUUUCAUCUUCGCCCACAUCAAAGGCCAGCGCAAGGAAGUAGAAGUGUUCAAGUCAGAGGAGGCCCUGGGGCUGACCAUCACAGACAAUGGGGCUGGCUACGCCUUCAUCAAGCGCAUCAAGGAGGGCAGCGUCAUUGACCGGAUCCAAGUGAUCAAUGUGGGCGACAUGAUAGAAUCCAUCAACGGACAGAACCUGCUGGGCUGCCGCCACUACGAGGUGGCCAAGAUGCUCAAGGACCUGCCCCGAGGCCGCACCUUCACCCUCAAGCUUACAGAGCCCCGCAAGGCCUUUGACAUGAUCAGUCAGCGGUCAGCAGGGGCCCGCCCCGGCUCGGGACCCCAACUUGGUACCGGCAGGGGCACCCUUCGCCUCCGUUCCCGGGGUCCAGCUACAGUGGAGGAGCUGCCUUCAGCCUUCGAGGAGAAGGCCAUCGAGAAGGUGGAUGACCUGCUGGAGAGUUACAUGGGCAUCCGGGACACAGAACUGGCAGCCACCAUGGUGGAGCUGGGCCGGGACAAGCGGAACCCCGACGAGUUGGCGGAGGCGUUGGACGAACGACUGGGGGACUUUGCCUUCCCUGACGAGUUUGUCUUCGAUGUGUGGGGAGCGAUCGGAGAUGCCAAAGUGGGGCGCUACUAGGACUCAGAUUGGACUGACUGAGGAAAUGUGGGACGGCAUUAACAUGAGCCAGGGCCGUGGGGCCUUGGCAGCAAAAUGUCUGGGAGACCAGAUACCUGGGGCCCCUCCCAGCAGCAUAAUUGCGAUCUAGGGGAGAGAGCACUGAAGAGGUCUUUGUCUGGGGGCUUCAGAGAGAGAGGGAAGAGGGGUCAGAGAGGCGCUGAGCCCAGGAGCCAGGCCCCCCGGGCCCUCCCCACCAUGGCCGCCACUGGAAUCCGACAUUCCCCACACAGCCAGAGGAGGGAGAAGGCCUGACCCUCAGUGCUCUCCAUGCAGUCGGUACAACCCCUCCCUCAGCCAGCCUGGGGUCCCCAGGGAGCCCCACUCUUCCCUUUCCCACCUACCUCAGUGUCUAGAUUGGGGGAGGGAGAACUGGUAAGCCUCCCCCUUGUUCCCGCCUCUACUUUUCCACUUUAGCUGCCAAACUGGCCCCACUCCCCUCCCUGGGGCGCCUAGCUGGGUUGCAGGGGGGAGGCUGUGACCUCUGCCGGUUUCCCUGACGCAGGGGAGGGGAAUGUCGACCAAGCGGCCACUCCUCCCCACCCCCCACCAGCUCUCACUCCAGCCACUGCAAUAAGGCCACCAUCACCACUCUGAGACUCCCCAGACCUGUUACCUCUGUAUUUGAACUUGACUGCUGUGAACCCUUCCCCUGGCCUAGGACUGACUUCCCUUAGGUGUCCUCAGGGGUCCCCAACUGCUCUCACUGACUCUGAGGGGGGCAGGGGGCAGGCCUUGACUGGGGGGUUUUAUAUUUGAGUUGUCUUUAACAUAAAGAGAUCUCUUGAGUGGAGCUGAGCUGCGUGGCCUAAGGGGUGGGGGACUAAGCUUGAGCUGGGAAAGAAUGUGUAGACUGAAAUCCAUCCCCUCUGUGCCCCAAAUUGAAUUAGGAGACCUUGGCCCAGUCUCCCCUGCCUCCUCCCGCCCACUGUUCUGCCUGAUUAGAGCCCAGGCCCUCCCUCCAGGCUUCUCAGCAAGGGGAGCUUUCAGCUGCCCUGUGCCACUAACUCGGGGUGACCUUCCCCACCAUGGGCCUCCCCUUCCUCUCUGUGUGAGUUCAGGAGGUUGUAUUUCACUGGUCUCCAGCGUCCUUUCCACUUCUGAGGCCCUUUAUGCCUGUUGGCUUCACAACUCCUAAAGAGGCAGAAACACUGGGCUCACCCUCACCCUUCUGGUCUAUCUAGGUCCCUGUAUCUCUGGACACCAGCCACAUAGCAAGGACCUUGUCCCAUCAGGAAUAACACAUUUUUAUGUUUUACAGUUUAGAAAACAUUCUCCUCUAAGGAGGAGAUAAACAAGAAUUGAUUUCCCAUUUUAGAGUUGAGGAAACUGAGGCCCAGAGUGGGGUCUAGAAUCCAUAUCUGUUGAUUCAAAUUCAGUAUUCUUAGUGGGAAUAUCUAAGUCCCCAAGUGUGGCCCCAAAAAUGAAACAAUGAGAUGGGGUAGAUGGGAUGCAGAGGGGUAGGAACCCCUUCCUCUCCCUUCCUCCCUCCCUGUGUAGGGAUGGUGUCUUUGGGCAAGUUGUGGCUUCAACAUAAUAUUCACUGAGUUACUAAGCAGGUCACUUCCACUUGCUCAGCCUCAGUUUCCUCUUCUGUAAAGUGAUGCAGUUAGACUAGUUCUAAUGCUUUCCAGAUCCAAAUCCUAAAGGUCAUUAGAAGUCCUGGCUCUGGGCAUCUGAUCUUUUUUUUUUUUUUUAGUGAGGCAAUUGGGGUUAAGUGACUUGCCCAGGGUCACACAGCUAGUAAGUAUUAAGUGUCUGAGGUCAGAUUUGAACCCAGGUCCUCCUGACUCCAGGGCCGGUGCUCUAUCCACUGCGCCACCUAGCUGCCCCCUGGGCAUCUGAUCUUAGUCAAGUAGCUUACUCUCUCUGGGCCUCGGUUUCUUCCUUGGGCCAGACAUAUUGCAAGGAUAAUCUUACCAGCCUUUCAGAGUAGGGGGCAGCAAGAGACGAUGACCGGACCCUGCUGAACAGUAGUAACCAAAGCAGCUGGCAGCCAGAACCCUCCCCUACCCGCCGUGAGCACGGACCCCUCAGGCCUUGGGCCAAGCCGAUGGAGGAAGAUGCAGGAAUACUGACAUAAACCUGACACCAUUGUUUUGACAGCUCUUCAUCCCUGGGAAGAAGGAGAGGGGCCUCAGGGAAAUGGGGGGGAGGGGGGAAUCAGGAAAACCAGCUUCAACCCCCAGGGUUCUGGGUAGGGACAGGAGUGGAGAAGGGGAGGAGAACUGGCUGAGCAGAGGGGGAUCCCUCCCCCAUGGAGUGUGAAAGGGGCUGCUUCUGGGUUGGCGAUGGGUCUCCCAUUCUGUAUCUAACUGGAUGACUCUGUCUCAUUGUACGAUUCUCUCUCUGGGUAUGAGUGAGGGGUGGGUGUGAGUCCUUGGGGUCUAGAACUGCAGAGUUCAGAAUGGGUCCCAGAGAGGAGUAGGAUGGACUUUAAGGGGGAGGAGAAGUUGAUAGGGGGCAGGACUCCUGGGUCUCCUCUUCAACCCACUCCUUGUCCUCAUCCCAGCUCCAGCCUCCUCAGGGAUUACAUGUUCUUGGGGAACCGCCUCCAGCCUAAGCCUGACAUAAAUAAAAGAAUGGGGGGGGUGCGGUAGCCUCCCGCCAUCCAUUCCUCCCCCCACCCAAUGAAAGAACAUCACCUCCUUCCUCUCCUCAACUCAUCAUUCCUGGCACUGAUGCCUGGUGCCCCAUCACUGAGCAGGGUUGGCUCCACAGCCAGUCCCCCCAGCAGAGCCCUGUUUAUAAGCCUGUGUUCCCUAGGAGUCCCUGCCCAUCCAUGAACUGUUUGGGGGAGGACAGAGAUCAGCACCAUAAGCGGCAGGACCCUGGAUUUGGGGUGAGGAGACAAGUUGGAAUCCUGCCUUAGCCAUUCUUUGUGACCUUGGGAGAUUCACCUAACUUCUCUAUUGGAAAUGAGAGGCUUGGACUAGAUCACUUCUGAGAUUCCUCCCAGCUCUGAAGUCCUUGGGCUCAUUGGGAAGACAGGAACAGAGUGGUACAAGGGGCUGGGAAGGGGUCCUCUCACCUGGGAUGCCCUGCUGCCUGAAGCCCCAGAGAGAGGGCUGCAGUGGGGGGAGAAAAGGGGAAUGUGUAUCUGAGACACUCACAUUUUCCAGUGUUUGGAUUUUCCCGGCAUUAUUAUUGUUAUUAAUGAGAAAAGUAUGAGGGCCCCAUGCCUGAGAAUGGGGGGUAAGGAACUAGAGAGGAUGGGGGGGGGAUGGCUCAGUUUCCUCUCAAUUGGGAAAGGGUUGGGUUAGAUAAUCUCCAAGAACCCUGCCAGCUCUAAAGCCAACGAUUCUACGAAACUAUAGGCUUCUUUGUAGGUCUAGUGGAGGUGAGAUGAUGGGGGCAGAAGGUCAGACACCCCCCCCUCCCCCGGCCUAAAAGAGCAGAUGGUUGUCGCGUGGUGUAGUGGGGAAAAGACUGGUAUUGGUUGGGGACAGUUCAAAUCCUGACUCUGACACGGGCAAAUCCACCCCCUUUGGGUCUCCAAUUCCUCAUCUGUAAAAGCAAGAGUAAUCUUUGCAUUGCCUACCUCACAGGGUGGUUGUGGGGAAAGCAUUUGGUAAACUUUAAUGUGCUGUGGACAUGGAGCAUAUCGAUUGUUAAUCUCUUGACCCUCUCUCUGGUCACAAUAUAACCAGCAGGACCAUGUAGUAAGCAUAUAUUCCCCCCCCCUUUGUGGGUCCCAUUGGACCCAGACCUAGCAUCUACUGUGAGGGAGGGGACUCCUCUUGGGCCACAGACAGAGGAGGGCUGCCAAGUGGCCCUGGCAGCAUGAGGCCUCAGGGGACAGGGCUGCUGCAGUGCCAACAGCGCCCCUGAGGUUCUUCCUACCCCUACCCACCCCACACCUACCUAGAAACUGGGUACUUCCCUCUCACGGACCCUGGCUCCCAGGAAGAAAGCUGGGUG
This is a messenger RNA of Dromiciops gliroides (monito del monte), 5132 nucleotides long. RefSeq names its product GIPC PDZ domain containing family member 1 (gene GIPC1). Gene Ontology annotation, molecular function: protein binding. The record is from RefSeq and is a predicted model, not a curated record. Lineage: Eukaryota; Metazoa; Chordata; Mammalia; Microbiotheria; Microbiotheriidae. The transcript has 7 exons. The coding region runs from base 102 to 1172 and encodes 356 amino acids.